GCCUUGAAGGAAGAACACCUCUUAGAGAAAAUAUUUUGAAAUAAAUCUCAGCCAGAAAAUAUCAAUAUGGGUUGUUGUGCCAGCAGUUUGAAACUCAAGGAGUUGUCCCUGGGCAACAGCAUCUAUGUGGCUUCCAGUGGCAGUCGCUCUUUGAAGCGUUUGUACAGCAGCAGGAACAGCAGCGGCCUGGGCAGCAACUCGUCUUCUGGUUCGAGUAGCCGCAGCAUUUGGAGCCGCAGCAAGACCAGCCAGCAGCCCAUUUGUGAUGACUUUGCCGAGCAGCCGGAUCAGUUGGAACGCUCUUGUGGCUACUACACCUGCAGCAGUGCCGAUUCCUCGCCUCGAAAGCAACCUCUAAUAACCCAGGAUAUGGAACGAAGUGGUAGCUCCAGCGGCUCCAGCAACUCUCCCUCGUUGGUGGGCAACCUCCAGUGGGAGAUGCACAUGAUGCAGCGGGCCCAGCGUAUCAUGCCCAAGACCUCAUCGCCCAUCAGCCAAAGGAGAGGCGCUGGUGAGUUGCCCAGCUCUUCGUACCACAAGUGGCGCAACUAUUUGCAAUCCACCCCGGCUCACAUGCUGCACAAUGUGACCCACAUACCGGAGGCCAUAGCCGGUCACUUUUGUCCCACUGGAUUUCCCGGCUACACGGAUCUCGAGGAGAUGGAGAGUGCGGCCAAGCGGUUCAAGGUGGACAUACACAUGGCACAGGAGGAGGAGGAGGAGUUGGAGUUGGAGGAGCCGCUGUACACCACCUCGCAGCUGCUGGCGGGGCACACGCACACCAUAACCACAGACCUGUAGGCGCAUAGGCUCUCUCACCUCAUCGCACCAACUCCGCCUGGUUCGGAGUGGAUCAGCGAUGAUGAUGAUGAUCUUGGGGGACUGGCAACAGGUGUGCCAGCUGUCAAACAGUUGGGCGGCGGCAAUCAAAGCAACAAUCAAUCUAACAAUCAAUCAAUCAUUGCCCAGCAAUGCCAAUCGAAGAAUCGAUUUCACAGGAAUCUAUAUAUCAUAUAUAUACAUCUCCUAUAUUGUAACUAUUAUUUUUUUUGCGCUAGAAACUAAGACUGUAUUUGAAUAAUGAAAUUAUAAUUAUAUUGUAUAAAC
Drosophila kikkawai is the source of this 1107-nucleotide messenger RNA. RefSeq lists its product as uncharacterized. The record is from RefSeq and is a predicted model, not a curated record. NCBI's taxonomy places the organism in Eukaryota, Metazoa, Arthropoda, Insecta, Diptera, Drosophilidae.